Oncorhynchus masou masou (cherry salmon) is the source of this 862-nucleotide messenger RNA. Its product is annotated as pirin-like. Gene Ontology annotation, molecular function: quercetin 2,3-dioxygenase activity. Gene Ontology annotation, biological process: monocyte differentiation. Lineage: Eukaryota; Metazoa; Chordata; Actinopteri; Salmoniformes; Salmonidae. The coding region runs from base 215 to 847 and encodes 210 amino acids. Gene Ontology annotation, cellular component: nucleus. The record is from RefSeq and is a predicted model, not a curated record. The transcript has 7 exons.
CAACAUGACUGCUUGGAAGAUGAUGGGUUUAUAAUUCUGUUGUUGCCAUCACACUGGGAGGAUUUGACAGCCUACAUUACGUGCUUGUCUGAUUGUAGUUGAUAUUCGGAGUAAAUUAGUCUUGUUGAGUCCACAUCCAACUUCUGCAAGUAUUUUUGUUCAAGGUGUACCAUAAUAAAUAAGGUACUACUAGUAAAUAACCCUAUCCUCUACAAUGAGGAUACGAAGAGUUGUGAAGACGGUGUUGAGUGUGGAGCAGGUAGAAGGUGUGGGAGCCCAUGUCCGCAGAAGCAUAGGAAGAAAGGAGUUGAUUAACCUGGAUCCUUUCUUGAUGUUGGAUGAGUUCAAAGUCAAAAAGCCAUCUGGCUUCCCUGAUCACCCCCACAGAGGCUUUGAGACCGUGACCUACGUUUUGAAAGGCGUUUCAGCCCAUGAGGAUUUCUGUGGCCACUCUGGACUACUGAAACCAGGGGAUUUACAGUGGAUGACGGCAGGCCGAGGGGUGGUCCAUGCAGAGAUGCCCGUGUCUGAGGAGCCCGUCCAGGGCCUGCAGCUGUGGGUCAACCUGAGGAGGGAGGACAAGAUGGUGGAGCCCCAGUACCAGGAGCUGAAGGACAGCCAGGUCCCCAAGCCCAGCAGGGAGGGGGUCACUGUGGCCGUCAUCUCUGGACAGGCCCUGGGGGUACAGUCAAAAAUCUUCACCAGAACUCCAACACUGUAUCUGGACUUCAAGCUGGAUGGAGGAGCCAAGCAUGUACAGCCAGUUCCUUCAGGAUGGACCUCGUUUAUCUACACACUGGCAGGAUCUGUCUGUGUUGGUGAGUUUCCUCUCUUUAGUUUCUGUUGAACAGUUUUCUAUUAG